AUCGUCGAUGGGCGGAGUUAACGUCCAGGCACCAUGGCUUCGGUAGGACCCGAGGUGAGUGUGUGAGCCUUCUCUUCACGGAGCUUGUUUCACUCUCACAUUGUUUUUCGAGCCUCGGAAAUUAUGUGUCUGUCUGGGAGUCAGAAACCCGUUUGUAAACAGGCGAAUGGUCGGUAUGAAGGAGACAUGUUGUCGUAAAUUGCCCGCUGCCAGCCUGGAGUCUCUAGCUUUUGUGCUGGACCGGAGGGCAAUUGAAUGUGCAGGAAGAUGCUCCACCCUGGAACAUGAAUAAGUCGUACUGGCGCGCUGUCGGGCUCCGCUGUAUAGUUGUGUCAUUCAUGUUCCAGACUCACGUUUCUGUCCUGCUUCUGUCCAGCUUUAGCGCUCCAAAAUAUAGUGAAGAUAGACGUGCACCAAUUUUUCCUCCCAGAUAUCAUUUGUAACUUAACCCAUAUCGUUUGUCACCGGCGUACUGGAUGCAAAUUUGCCCACUGUUGCUGUUUAGCUAGCUGCUAGCAUCCGCGCUAGUUAGCAGGCUGUGCACACCAAGUCAAAUCCUGACAAAACUGAUUAUUUUGAGGACCAUUCUCUCAAAACAAGAGGGGCAACUCUGAUAAACUGUGAACACUUCGGCCAAAUGUCUGGCUGGCGGUGUUUUGUAUUGACACGCGGUGGAGUCGGUUAGCUUCAUGAUCAUUGAUGCAGUCAAAUGAAGGCAACAUUGGCAGAGCCUCUCUGAACCUCCCACUGUAAACAUAUGGCGCCAGCUCUGCUUUGACUCCCUUUUGCAUCUUUUUUUUAUUUCUUGUCAUGCACCCAAUUUUUAGACCUAUUCCCCCAGGUACAGACUUGUCUUUGUUAGCCACUUGCAGUUGCUGUCACUACUUCAAGUCGGUAAGAAGCAGUCUGUUUCUGGCUGUAGUAAGUUGCAAGUGUUGGUUAAUGAAGGGUUCACAUGUGUGGAUGAAGUUGCUGAAUCUAUCACUCGGCUAUAGUGCUACUCGAGUGUGAAAAUGGACCAGACAUCAAAUCUUUGUGUUUUUUCCCCCUUGUCUUUGAGAGAUGGAUGCAGUGAUGCUCGGCAGAGGUCGCUCGAGUGUCGCUGAGAUGAUUUCUGCUCAGGGGUGCAGGGACUGUGUCAUGUGGAGAGGCAUAUGAAGGUGUGAAGCACUGAGUCCUGAAUCCACUUCAGCUGCACUCAUAAACUUGUCUUGAGUAUGUUGAUACAUUUGACACGAAGACGUGAAUGACUCCAAAGGGUCAUUUCAACUAAAUGUCAAAAACACUUUUCCCUACUUAUCUCAAGUAACAUUUUUUUAAGUAGUUUGAGUUUUAUCUAUAAACAUGAAGAUAAAUCUGGGUUUUUCAGAUGUCUAUUAACUCCUUUACUGCCAAAACCAAUUCAUACAGAUACUUAUGAGCGUUUAAGUUACUACUUACCCAUGCCUGAAAUCCACAGAAAACAUCAAAAUGAGCAAAAUGUCUGAUGAAAUAGAUUAGUUACAUAAGAUUGAGUUUUUUCUUGAAAAACUUGUCAAAAAUUGAUCAAUUCAUUGUGUAAAGAUCUCUCUUUAUUUAUGAAAAUGUCUGAGUUGAAUGUACAGUUAAAGGCUUUUGAUUUAGUAUUUAAACUUAAGCAGAUAUAUAACAAAGACACCUGUAACAGUCUGUUAUUUAGAAUUGCCUGUGACUACUAGGUACAAACUAAUAACACAAUUGAAAAGGGUAUGCAAUAAAGUAAAUGAAUGUAAAAACAAACAGAUACGAAGUGACACAAUAAGAAGAACAUAGAAGCAAUGAUUAAAAUAAUUGAUAACCAUGUGUUAGACAUGCCAAUUAAGUGUCAAAGAUCCAUCAAAUUGGCACAGUUCUCUGCAGAACAGAUUGUACGGCUGAUUUGAAGCAUGAAACUUUUCAGAAAAAUGAGCAUAAUGUAAAUCAACGUUAUAAGAACUAACAAUAAAAAACCAGACAUCAUACUUGGUUUUACUGACUGUAAUAAAUCAUUAAGUUUAACGAACAUACACAUCCUACAUUGAUAAAGCUGUGAAAGUGUUGGUGGGAAAAGAAGAAACAAAAAGUCACCUUUGUUAUCCCUGGUUUGCACAUGAACGUCUAUAAUAUUUGAAGAUUUUGCUAAAAUCUUAACGUAACAGACUGUAACUAAAGUUAAAAAAUUUGAUGAUGCAAAGUUUUUGCAGGUAAUUGAAUGAGUAAAAAGUACAAUGAAGUAAAGGAUACACUGCCUACUGUCUGACAUCUCAUAUGAGCUAACUCUCUUUGUUUGUUCAAGAUUGAUUACAAUGGGCUCCUAAGUAUAAACUUCCAGAAUAAAUGGUCACUUCCAGCCUCAAUGUUUUAAACACCAUGACUACCAAGGUGAGCAGAAAUUUUAGCUGGAGUUAGGGGGCCAUAAAGUUGGCCCUGUAUGGCUUUGGAUUAGAUCAUACAGGUGUUUCUAAUUUCCUGUACAGUCUGCGCGCAGUGGAAAUGUAUAGGGCUCAUUCAGCAACUCGGCUCAUAUGUGCAUUCAGCAAGGAGACAUAGCUGAAUGUCAGGGGGUGCUUGAGGCUCCUGGAGUACAAUGUUAAAGUGAAAUGGCUGUUGUUGGUCUUGAAUGGAUAUUAGUCAGCUGGCGUUAUGUCCUGUUUGACUUGGCCUUGGAUUUUAUAGCCACAAGGGGAAAGGGCACAACUACACGAAAUAUAUUUGCCAAAAAAAAAGGCAUGUAAAGAACCAUGCUGCAUACGUUGAACUUAUAAUAGAGGUGGAUCCCCAAUAUCUGCAUCUGUCUCAUGGUGGCUUAGAUAUUUCAGUGCAGACCAAUAAUGAAGUGGACUCUGAAUGGUUAAAAAACUCUACAUAGAGUGCAGGGCUGUUGGCAUGGUGACAGACAAGACCUUUUGCAAUAAUAUCAUCUGCUUUGCUUCAACAUUUUUUGGCUUUGUUGCUAUUUUGGAAGGCUUAAUGUGUUUCUCCCUGUUGUGUUAGUUUAAAGGUCAACACACACUUUCAGCCAAGAUUAAUACAAAUAUUUAAAAUUCUGUAGAUAGUGAGUUGAACAUUACAGCCUUGGUCCAGUUUGGCUCCAGUUUUUGUAGUUUACAGUAUGAGUCUUUGUCAGUCUGAAAUAAUCGCCUCUUUUCUGCUAGGAGUCCUGUUAUCGUAGCGUUGAACUAUACUGUAAGUUUAUUACUUUAUCUGUUGUGUUUGCUCUUUAACCAUUCUGUAUGUAACCUUUGUCUGUUGAUAAAGUAAUAUAAAAGAGAUAUUAGUUCAAAAUGCUUCAAACAGCAGAAUGAACCACCCAUGUGUGAAUCCAAUGGGUUUUGGACAAGAACAUGAACAAGGCAAGUUGUCAAAGGACAUCACUGAGUUCUAGAAAAAAAGUGAUGGGUUUUGGGCGAUGAAACUACGUCAAUAAUUGACUGGAGUGUUUUAUGAAUCAGAGUGUUUUGGCGACUAGAUGAGCUCAAUAGAGGUGAAACCCAACAAAGUAAAUUUGUAUUAUGUGUAAGGAAAGGCUUCUGAGUGCAAAAGCUGAAGGGAGGCGUUUGUAAAUGCACACAUUAUCCUCCUAACCCCUCAUAAUAUGGAUGUAUUAUGCUUUAUAAAGCCUCCCUCAGACACAUACUCCUGAAGUUUUAUAUAUAUUUUUAUUUCAGCUCCAGAAAUGUCCAAAAUGCUAAGUCUUUCACAGUUCACAAGGUUGACAUUAACAGUUAAGUCAAGCAACAGCGUGCAGCACAAUUAGACAAUGGAGUUGGACUCUUGUCCUUGUCUCAGUCUAUAGGCACUUGGUGAGAAUGCACAAAGUAUGUCUGCCUCCACCACAGUAACUGGGGACAUGCCCUUUCUUAGCUAAUUAUUACUAUUAGACAUUCCUCCCAUUGGUCUGUUACGCCGCAUGCCAAAGCACUCGACAAACAAGUCAGCAAGAGGCAAAAUCACCUAAAGUUGAGGAAGAUGGAAUCAAUUUAGCGUGCGCAUAGAUUCAAAUAUCAGCGCUCCAAAUGUCUGUUGUACAAUUAACAGGAGUCAUGUCACAAACUUUGCCGUACAGAUCCACAGCAUCUUAGGCCCUGUCCACAUGGAGACGAAACCGAGAUAUUGCCGCUUUGUCCUAAAUAAAAGUUUUCUGUAAAGAUGGAAUGUUUAAGGAAAUAUUUGCGUAAACACGAAAACCACAGAAAGCGACUGAAAUUAUUGUAGUCCAAAUGCCAAGCCAGUAAGUGGUGCUAUGACACUGCUCGGAAAUGCACCAAAAGACAGAAGAAGAGUAUAGAUCAUGCAUAUGUGACAUAAUUGUUUCAAGAGACGUAAAUUGGCAUCUACACGUAGAUGAAAUGGUGGUCGUUUAUGGAUUCAUCGAUCACCGAGUGCAGCGGAGCUUCGCAGCUCAAGGAAGAACAUUUAUGAUUAUUACUUCAUGGAAAUGUAAUCAGAUCGAGACACUAAGGCAGAAGAACUACCGCAUCUGCAGUGCAAAAUGAUGAUUCUUGAUAGAUACGUUCCGCUGCACUUGGUGAUCAACUUGUCAGGGCUCCCCCCACAAACAAUCAGCUGCUGGAAGUGAGUAGGUGAGUUGUGUUUGGUCUCUUUUCUAAAGAAACCAGGCAAAGCUAAAAAGAUGUUUGGUGGCUAGCACUAUGGCUGGGACCCUAUAUGUACUGUUGAUGAAGUUAGGUGCUGUUCUGAGCAUUAUUUGUGGCUAUAGAGUGGCGUUUUGGUUGAGGUUUGCGAGUGGAGACAUAGACCGCUGUGUAUUGCUAUUGAGCUAGAGAAGCAAGCGGUCGACAACAUUCAUCUCUUGAGGGGGUGUCUAAAUCAGUGUUGCGGUGUGUUUGACUAAAACUUAAAUUUACGCCGGAAUAUCCCUUUAAGGCCUCAAAACGGUUGUGAAGAAAACUGAUGAAUGACUGAGAAUGACAAAAAACUUAAUCCGCUUUAUGUCCCUGUUCUGUUGUUGGUGGCUUUUGAGCAUUAAUCAGGCAUUCAACCUUGAUGUCAGCUUAAUCUGUUAUGUAAUGUCAGUGAACUUCAUAUCUGUUGCAUGGCCUGGCAGCUUUUUGCAGCCAUUACCGGUUUUAGGCUCAGAGGAGACAAAAGACUCUCCUGUUGGGAGUUUCCGAUGAGGCCUGAUUGCCUUGGUUUAUAAUUUUUCACCCUUCAAGCUCCUUACUUACAGUCAGUAUACUUCCCAGACCUUUGCUCAGCUCUUACUAACUAUACAACCCUACAAACAAGACAUACCAAAGUAUUUUUAGUCUGACACAAAAAUCAAGGCUGAGGACAGUAUUGAAGGGGGUAACUGUAGCAGAGUGAAGCACUAAAACAGAACUCCACUUUGGGAAAAAUAUUGAGCAGUUUAAUGAAGAUAAGUAUGAAGCAUGAGAGCCUCAGGAGGACUUGUGUUGUGUCAGAGUUGUAUUGCAUCGCUGCAGUUUCACUGGUUUAAGAUUACCUGUUCGGUCCGUCUGCUCCAAUUGAUGUCCUCACUUGCAUUGAGGUCUUCCAGUCUAGAGAAAUGGAGUGGUGUUUCAGUUUGAACUGACUGAGCAUGCUCUGUGGAGACCCUCUGAAGAGGAGGACCAGCAGAGGGAGCCACCAGGUCACAUGACCGGCGAGGUGAAUGUGCAUGCGGGGAAAGAAAAGGAAAAAGAGGAACAAUCUGUUCGACACAUUCUCGCUCUCUCUCCCUCUCUCUGUCCUCCCCCUCUCCCUCUCUACCUCUCUCUCUUUUUCUCUCUUGCACACACUCCCUCACGCAGUCUCUGAUGCCUUCUUCUUCUCCUCAAUGGAGGCCAUGAGAAGAAAGCAGGUAUGAUGCUUCCUGGAGGGGAAAGACAUGGUAGCUCUCUAGUCCUCACAGUUAGUUGGCUUUGAAUGGUCUGAGGAGAUGCACUGUCUUCUUGCUUCACUGUGAAGAAAGUUACAAACAAUACGUUUUGAUAUCUCGCUCUCUUCUCGCUGGUUUCUUCUCUCGAGGCAGUUGUUAGUGCUUCAUCAUCAAGUGAUAGCUCUUGAUUGUUGACACUGUGGACUUAAUCUCCAAGAGCAAUGCUAUUUUCUCGCGAUGAAAUGUUGCUGUGUCAAAGAGAGAUCUGAGUGUGUCUUGUGUUAGAUCCUGUUUUUUUGGGAGACCUCCUCAUGGAUUACCACCACAACUACAAGAACUGGAACAAUCUCAGCACAGGAAAUAUGUCACACCACAGUGUGAAAGUCAGACCACCUGGGGAGAUGAGAAAACACCUCAGGGGUAGUUUUUUAUAUCUCUAAACUGAAUUUGUUUUUGUCAUACCUUUCCUUUGCUCUCUCUUGUUGUACAUUUCUUGAUCAGUAUAUCAUGAAGUCUUUAAGGACAGGAUGUGGGUAUGUGUGGUCCAUUUGAGGUGAUCAGGCACAUGCUGGAACAUCAGGCCAAACAAUGCAUGCUGGGGCUUCAAUGAGCUGUGCUAGCAACAGAAUGCAGGGUUUGAUUUUCUGGUUAUGUGUCAGAUCUUAAAAAUGCGCCAUGGGACUUUUUUGAGUUUUUGGGGUGGAUGCUGGGAAUUUUCAUUAGUUGACAAUCAAGAGGGAAUAUAGAAUAAGCUGAGUGAAAAAGGAAAGCAUUGUGCCAGGGAUGUCAGUUCUUUUGUGCUCUGCAGUGACAUGCAUGUAGUUGAUCUUGGAGAGGAGCCAUAGACCAUUUACCUGUGGGCCUACAUGUUUAUCAGAAAGAGAAUUUGCUUCACUUACUCAUUAUGAGUAGGGAUGGUAAUUGAAACCUGGUUCCAUCCCUGAGGACCUGGUUCUGCAUUUUUAAUAACCUGAAAAAUUAAUGAUGUUUGAGUUUAUGGAUACUGACAUCAAGCCUCAAACUUUCCCGUAAUCUAGUCGUAUGCCGAGUGGAAUCAUUGGUGCACAAACAUGCAUCGUUUAUCCAGUGCAAAUGUUGUAUGAAAUUAAACGCACAGCUGACAGGUAUUUGAUUUUUUAAACAGUACAUGGGAUCAUACACAUCCUCCUCCUCCUCUGUGGUAAUCACACCCAAACUUUAGCAGAACCAGGGUGUAUAAAAAUGAGGAAGGCUUGUCAGCAACUUAAAGAGGUGAGAAAAGAUUAUAUCAUAAUGUGUUCAUUGUUCAAAUGCGAUGUAAAGAAAAGGAAUAUUCAGCCUUUUUUAAAGCUACAUGGCUGUUUUCCCAGCAAUAUAAACCAGAUAUUAAAUGUGGACUAAAGGCCUGUUUAACCCCCUAAUAUCAAUGCUUAAAAAUCACUUUAAAAAGCAAAAUUAAAAAUACAAAUUCAAGAUUUUUUAAAGUAAUUUCAAAUAAAACAGUCAAUUAUUUCCCUGUCACUGAAAACACAACCCUUGUCAUGACCCUAGAUUGACAGAUUGUCAAGGAGUCUCAGUUAUAAUAUUAAUAUGAAUAAGAAUUGAACAAACUCCAUCUCUAAUUAUGAGCUGAAGAGUCUAUUCGCACAAGAAAACGAGAACAGACUGUUUUGGAUUGCCUUUUUCUGGGCCACUGAUAUUAAGUAAGGCUUUAAAUUUUGGGGAAGAUUGAUGUUAAAAUGGAUGCAGCAACUUUUUUGUUAAUCCUAUAAACAACAUUUGAUCGUAUCAUCACUGUAUCAUAUUUGUGCUUCUUGUCAUGUGAUCAUUGUCUCGAUUCAGCUUUAAUAGAAUUAAAUCCAGUCGACUGUGGGAACCACUGCGUCACAAGACCAGACAGGCAACUUUACUUUUGUUUUCUUUGACUGUGAGACCUGCAGUUGUGUACUUGAAGAUUUUAUCUGUUUUCAUAGACGGCACCUUCUGAUUGUGAUUGGAUAUGUCAGAGACAAAGGUGAAAUGUGCUGGUGCUUUGUAUUCUGGUAUUAUUGGCUUGUUUUUCAGGCCUGGCAGAGGAUUUUCAAUUGUGGACAUCUAGCUUUUGUUCACAUUACAGAGAGGGGAAACUGAAUGAUUGUUAGAAAAUGACAUAGCUUUAGUAAUAUUGGAUUUGCAGAAUAAUUUUUGGAGCUUUCUUACCGAUCCAAACUAGAUUGUGAGACCCCAACCAUUUGAGCCCUGGUUCUGCAGCCAUGUCAAAAGCUUUUUGGUCUAUUUUAACAUCUUUCCAUUUCGAAUGUGUUACAAAAGGUUCUUGAUGGACACACAGCAUAUUGGAUUCACGUUUGGAGCUUCUUUCUGCAGCCCCCAUAUCCUUUACCACCAGCCUUCAGACCCCUACUUCCUCCAUCUAGUGGAAAUCCGCUGCAAUGGCCACGUUGUGUCAGUAAACAAUCUGGUUGCGAAAUGGCGGAGAUCUGCAGACAGCCUUCUCUGCUCCCUUCCCCCCCUCCUCUCCUUUCUGUCUCCAGUGUGUAUGUUCCAUUUUCCACCACUAGGGGGAGGAAAAAGCCUGGUGUUUCUGUUGUGUAACUGGGUUUUCCUCAAUCCAUUAAAAAAAGGGACUGAAGGAUACUUCUCAUGUCACCCUCACAUGUGCUCGCCAGAUUCCUCGAGAUCAUACACCACACAGGAUUGUCCAAGACCUGAUGUUCUUUGGGAGAAAAGUCUCCCCAGCUCGGCUCUUGGUUCGACCUCAGUGCCGUUUGACAAGGUGCUCAGGGAUCAGGGACUCAGGAGCUUGUGUCUUGGUGUAGAUUUGGUAAAUGCGUCUUAAUGGUUCAUUCAGUUGGUGUCUCAGUUGUCUGUGGAUGUAAGGACACGUGCUGCCUGUCAAACCAGAGAAUGUGACAGUCGGUGUCUUCUCUGUUGCCUCUGUCUCUGUCAGGUCAUGAGAUUGGGCCUUUGGAUGAUCAAACUGUGUGUAUGCUUUUUACCUCUCUCUAGGUAUCCCCCUGGCCUCAAUCAGCACAUGGUCCUUUACGUGUACCUUUGUGCUGCUUGGUAGAAGUGUCACAUAAGGCUAAGCAGAGGAUAAACCUUACAAGCAUGUUGCUAAUCAAGGCCAAAGUGACCCACAAACAUGCUGGUGUGACAUCUGAUCUACACAGAUAACUCAUAUCAAACAGUAAAUCUGUGUUGUUUUGCUCUCGCGCCUCUUCAGUCUCCUCUGGGCCCGUUUUCCCCAGAGUGAGCACGAGGUUGAUCCUCUGCUCUGGAGGAAGAGACAGUUUUACAAUCCCUGGUGUUGCCUCUUCGAACACUUCCUCCUGUGAGAUGUAAAGACGGUCUGUGGGUGGUUGAGAUUUCUUUUGAAGCUCCGGCAGUGCAUCUACUGCUCUGCCGGUUGGCUGAAAGAAAGAGGAGAUAGACAAUGAGAGUGCACGGGGGUCGCCCUCUUUCUCUUGGCUGGCUUGAUUCUGACUAAGACGUAUCACUGAAAAGCACAAAGAGGAAGGUUUUUUAGCCAGCAGGUCGUGCAGUAAUGGCUGGUACAGACUCAGACUUUGACCUGGGAGACAUUUGAUCUGGUGUGGAGUGUGUCCCUCUGGCAAAGCCACCAGGCCCUGCCGUGGGUCCUCAGACGUCAUCCAAUAUUCUCCCCCAUAGCCGCACUGCAGGAGAAAAAGUGCUCAAGGCACUGGAUGUAAUAGGUGAAAUGAAGACAUUCACAGUCUUUGCAGGAUGUUUCCUGAUUCAGAAAGGAGAGGGAAAACGAUCGGAGUGACAGGAUAGUCAAGAUGUCUCUACAGUGCCUUCUUAUGGUGGCUGGAUGGUAAUGAAUAGGAACAUUGUGUCCCACUAAUCAGGGUAUUCAAGCACAUUAGUUAUUUUGGAGACUGUUACCGGGUAAUGUUGACUGUAAGAUAUUCACUUCAUUAGCUGUGAAUGUAUUUCACUGUACGAUAAAACCAAUAAUGUCCACUUGAGCUAAGAUUAUCCUCACUCUUCCUCUCUAUAGGUUUGAUUCUGCCUUUCAAGGGUACAGUUAGGUCUUCAAAGUGGUUCAGUUUUGACUUGAACACAUGCAAAUAUCUUGUUUUACCAGAGAGAACUUCUUGAACAAUGGGCAGUUGUAUGUGAGUCUCGAAAUUGUAAUAAUCAGGGGAAAAAAGGUCAAACAUCAGCUGGUUUUCUCAGUUUCACUUUACUUUAUACCGCAACAAAUAUUCUCACAAUCAGCUAAUCUGGUAAGUAAUUUUCCACUUGAGAAUCAAUCAAUUUGUGCAUGUGCAGUGCUCAGCAUAAACAAGUACACCCCUUCAGAGUUGUCAGAAAACCUUUCAUUUCCUUUCAAAAUCAACAUUUUCUGUGUCAGAUUAUACAACAAAACACUCCCCCAAAUGUAGGCUGUUGAUUGCAAACAAAGUUUUUAAAGUUGCGUACAAAAAAGUUUUUUUUUCAAUUUGAAAUCAGGAUGCAAAAAUUAGUACACUCCAAUCAAAGUUCUGGGAGUUAAAUUUUAGUGACCAUAUCACUCUUAUUUUCAUCUUGUGGUAAAUAAAAUGUUAUUAAACUCAGCUUUGUCAAAACUUUGGAAAUUGGACUUUUGUUCAUCUAGAUAUUGAGUAAUACAUUGCUUUUAAUAGGGGUUGUACUGACUUAUGCUGGGCACUGUAUGUCAGUAGUUGGCUUAGUAGUGUGCAACAGUCUUCAAACCCAUAUUUUUCCAUUUCUAAUCAUGUAAUGCAGUAAAUCCUCAGAAGAGAUACGUUUCUGCUUUUGCUCAAUAACUUUCUAAUAUUGUUCUAUCUUUUUGAUUGAUCCCUCUCAUUAUGGUGUCACCACACAAAAAGGCUGUCGGCAGCACUUUGCAUAAAGGUUACUUGUCUCUGUCUGAUCAUUGUUGAGGCUUGUUACACUAGGCUACAAAAUAUUGUCAUGAAUGGUGGUUUUUCACAUCCGCCACUAGAGUGCCAUUGUUUCCUCUCUUCCUUUUUGACAGGAUUCUUAUAAAUAGAAACCGUUUAGCUUUGUGCUGUUGUCAGGCAUGUUUAUUUCUAUUCAUUUUAAUAUGCUCUGUCUUCAUCAGCCUGCUGGUCAGACCAAAAGCAGUUUGGAUAAAGGUGCCUCAGCCAAGAAGGAGGAACUCAAUGCAGCAAGAAACGGAGAGAAGAAGCCAGGUACUGGAUUUGUAUACCUGAAGUUUGAGAUAAUGUGUGUGAUGAGUUCACAAUUUUUAUAAAUUUUUAUCAUCAGAAAUAUGAAAUAACACAAUAACAGACACAAUAAAAAUGUCUGUAAUUUGAAAAUAAUGCAAAGUUUAGGGGGAAAGUACCCUCUGCCAAAAGAAUAACAGGGAGAACAGAAAAGAAAAUUAGGUAACCAAAACUUAGGGCAGCUCCAGAGUAGAUACGCAGACAUACACACAAAGACAUUUAUUUUUCACUUGUAGAUAAAGUUGCAUGAACACAUGAAAAAUCCUGUCAAUCAGUGUUCACGUCCUCUCAAAGGUAUUCUACCUCUCAUUUAAGUCUUUAAUACUCCCCUCGUUUGCUAGUUUUGCUUUGGACACUGAGUGGCCAUCAUUUAUUCCUGCCAGGAGCUUUAGCCACUCUGAAAACUCCAGUUUGAUAAGGACUCUUCCAGUUGCAUUAAAUAUGAUGAAACUUGUUACGAUCAGAGUGGAUUUAGAAGGCACAAAAUAUGACCCCUGGCAAAAUUAACUGAUUCUGGAAGGGGUUACUCAAACCAGUUCCUGCCACAGGCCUUCAGUUUUCAAACUCUCCAGGUCUUUCUGCCGUAUUGACUUUAGAGAUUCCAGCUUGAUUUUUGACAUUUCCCUCAUAAAAUAUUGAAGCAGAGAGUUGAGCACUAGCAGAGUUAGUCCAGAGACUGAUGCUCAUCAGCUGUGAUACUUCCAGAAAUGUCCUUUGUCAGUCAAAUGACAUAAACCAGCUACUUUUGUACAUAUUAUUAACGUUGUUUAUCCCUUUUACUAGUGUUUUAUUCUAUUGGUUUUUUUCCUACACAAAUGGAAGUAUUAUUCCAAAUAGAGGAGUAACUUUGUCCUAUCAUUCCCAUGUACAACAAAGAGAGAGAGGAACUUAAUUGUGUAACAGUGCUUUAUCCUUCAGUGUGGAAAGGAUUCUGGAUACUUAGUGAGGCAGACAAAUCAGGCAGUGCAACUUUUUAACACUCUUGUCAUUGCAAGUUAUGCAAAUGAACAUUUUGAAGCAAAAAAAGUCUCCAGUUUGCAGCAACAGCGAAAUCCCCCCAAACAGACAGUGUCUUGAAAACCAGUGCGAGUUCUAGUCCAGAAUUUUUGGUACCUUUUAUUCUGUUGUUGCUUUCGUUAUUUCUUUGUUUGUUUCUUUAAUAGAUGGAGACAAAGAGGUAGCAGCCAGACUGGCUUCCUCCGCUGCAUCAGAGACGAUGCUGAAUGGCACCGAAUGUGACGAGAUAAGACACAAAAGUCUGACACACGGUUCCACAACAGGCAACAAGACUUUCCCGUUGGAAAAUGGCAUGUUGGACUCAGAAACACCCCACGGUUCUGUUACCGGAAGUAAUGGAUUAAUUCUCUCUAAGCAGCAGCAGGAGGGCGGCUCUCCCCCUCACAGGACUAACUGGUCACCUUCGGGGUCAUUGACAGGGGGACACACAGCCAAACCCUCAGCAUCUGGGUGUGCACAGAGUUCGGGUGCACUAAGGACUGAACCCAGUGCAGAAACCACGUCGGGACAAGGAGCUUCUGACACUAAAAAUGGCACAGCCUCGCCGCCUGUACCGGCUCCGGCACCAGUCACGAUACACCGAGCUCGCAAGACCAUGUCCAGACCUGCUGUCAGCCCGGCACAAAAGGUAAACCACCUGAACCUGGUGCAUUACCAGCUACUUGUUAACUGAUAUGAGGUACCUCAUCCAACCUUAUCCAAAGGGCAACUGGACUUGUUUGAAGGUCUUGGUGUAGAAUUGAUGCAGUCUGUUGUAAAGUCUCAUAUUAACAUUGAUGUAUGUUGAUGUUAUUUACAAUGUACAGUCUAGUGCAUUGGGACCACAUGCUGAAAACUGAUGUGUCUGUUACAUCCAGUGACUCCAUUGUGUUAUUAUGCUGUACAUGCCAAGGUUGGAAAUACUGGACCAUUUCAAAAGCCUUCCUGUACAUUCUCAGAUUUUGCAAUGAGCAGUGUAUCCACACGUUAGUGUAACAACAGACUCUGACAAUGUGUAGACAUUGCAGCAAGAUGUGGUGUUCAAUGAUCGGGCCACUAGGGACUAGAUUUAAUGGCCCAAACCUGCUGUGGAUACCAAAAGUUUUCACAGCGGUCAUAAAUGUGGCCCAACACACACAAGCUUACAUUAGGGGUGUCCCGAUACAAUAUUGGUACCGGAUAUCGGUCCGAUAUCAGCAAAGAAACGAAUAUCGGAUGAUAUCGGCCCGCAUCUAAAGUCUCUGAUAUCAGCACUCCGAUACAAACAGUGUUCACAACAACAGUGUGUACUCAGGUACAAACAAAGUAGCAAGGAGUAGGAGUGACGUCGGCCAUGUGGCAGUAUUUUUUGUUGAAGUCCAAACAGACAUUGCAACUAAGUGCAAAACUAUUCAUGCCCAAGUUUGUGCCAAUAUCGAAUCAAUAUCAGUAUUGGCCAAUACUGAAGGCUACAAUACCGAUAUUGUAUCGAGAGUAAAAAAGUUGUAUUGGGACACCGCUAGUUUACAUACUACCAGACCAACGUAGUGUUCCCAGACCACUACUGUAUGUGAAAUGAGGGAUCAGAUCCCGGCAUGCAUUGAUGAGCGUCCAUAACUAGAGAGAAAGUUAUGCACUUGUGAGCUGAUCACCUGGAUGUGUGUGAACAGUGUCUCUGUGUGAGCUCACAGUCACUCCUGCUCUGCCGACAUGGUUAAAACAAAGAAAGAGUCACACUGUUUUAAAAACAGAAGGUUGACUAAGUCCGACUUUGUGUUUCAGCGCUCAUUUCUGUCAGACACGAAUCAUGUAGAAUCAUACUGUGAUCUUAGAGAGAGAGAGAGAUCAAACUACUUUGGCAGAUUUAACCUGCAUGGUUAUGUCAAAAUUUUGGUUUAGGCUCGAUCAGAUAAUGGUUCUUGUAUCUCUUUUUGAUAGAAGUUAGUCCACCCUCUACAUUUUUUCACAGUGUCAUUAGGAUGCGACUUACAUAGAUUUGAAUUUUAUCAGGAAGUAAAAUUCAUGCAGGAAGUACCAGACUUUUAGUAUUUGACUGAAGAGCUUUCCCUGAGUGCUACAUCAGAAACAAACGUGAAGUAAAUGUAUAUUUCUGUUCUUUGAAAACCACAUAUUGUAAAUUUGAAAAGUACGUUUCGUUGUGCUGAUUCCUGAUUUGAAAAAUAAUCUCAAAAAUAAACAUGAAUGUAGUGUGAUAAAACCAAGAUCUUGAUUUUGCCAUAAAAAAAACAAAUGGUGAUAUAAUAUUUUUACCAUAUUGCCCACCCCAUUUAGGCUAAAACCUGACUAAACGCACUGCAGCACAGCUAAGAGUGACUCUGUACACGCAGGAUUCUAGGUAACAGUAGUAUUCCAACAUGAAGUCACUUGAUAUAAUAGGAGGGCAAAAAUUCAACAGGGAGAAACAUGCAAAACCUGUGAAGAUGCUGUUCACUGUGAGCCCAAACUUGUGUGAACAAAUGAGGGGAAAGGAUGCCGUUUUAUCCUCCUUCUGUAAUAGUUAGAAACCCCAAAUUGCACUGGGAAUAAAGUUUGAAUUCUUUGCUAACACAGUCAUUGUUCCUUCCUUGUCACUUUCAGCUUCUUAACAAGGAAUUAAGAGAAGCCAGGAACGCCAAAUUGGAGAAGAUUGACACUCAUGUUGCACCUGACGCUCAGAAAUCCUCACAGCAAUCCUCCACUCAGAACCAUCUACCUCAGAGUACACCGGGUACGCCAGCUUCAGCACAAACAGCUUCGUCAACCACACCAGCACCCUCUGCAGCUCCAGCAACAUCGCCUGCUCCAGCACCUCCACCUGCUUCAGCAUCUCCACCUACUUCUGCAGCCCAGAUAGCCCCCUCAGCUCCUGCACUUCUUGCAGCUUCUUUGACUUCUGCAGCUCCUGCCAAGCUCCAACUAGGUGAGACACAAAAAAACACGACCUGUUGCAGAAAAACAGACUUUAUCCUCUUUAUUCUCAAGAGAAAGUAGGCUUCAUAACCUUUUUUUUGUUUAAUUGGGAAUUUGUGUUGUUCCUUUUUGCCAAAGGCUCUUUCUCAGGAGGUUUGACGUCUCGCAAGAAAAAGAGAAGGAUGGGGACGUACAGCCUCAUUCCCAAGAAGAAAACCAAAGUGCUUAAGCAGAGAUCUGUGCUGGAAAUGUUUAAUAAGCUCCAACAGUCUGCCAAGAGCCCAGAGGUCUGAACUCCUCACUUUUAUGAGAACAAAACAAAUAAAAACAAGCUAAUUCCUUCUUGGCUAAAAUCUGUUUUUGAACGUCACAUUUUGAGAUCAAUCUCUUUCCCUCUUGUCUUUUGAUGUCUCAUAGACGAAAGAGGUAGCAAACGUCAACGGGGCGAAGGUCGAAAAUGCAUCUGAGGAGGAUGAAUCUGAGGAGGUGGAGUCUGAAGAAGAGGAGCGACAGCAUCAAUCUAAAAAACCUGUCAGUGCUGCUAAGGAACAAACAUCUGGACCCAUCGAACAGGUAUCAAGUUAUUCAUAUUAAUAUUGUGCACGCAAAGCAGCAGAAAGCAAAGAGAGUACAAUAAACCUGUUACUGAUUAAUCAAAGAAGCAGUGUGGACCACAUAUUAAUAACAAUUGAUGUAUUCACUGUUCUGGUGGAGGUGGAAGAGGAGCAGGAGUCUGAGGAGUCUGAAGAAGAGGAGGGAGAGGAGGAAGGCACAGAGUCUGACUUGGUAAGACCCACUAACCUCUUGAUAUUAACCUUAAUGUUGUUGUUGUUGUCAAUAAACAAUUUUUACUUCAUAGUUGAGAAUGAGUUUUUGUGUCCUUGUCUGUCUCAGAGCACAGAGUCGAGUCUGAAGAAGAGGCUGAAGAAGAAAGCAAAAGCAGACAGCGCGUGGCUACGGCCGUCAAGGAAACGCAAGAGGAAGAUGAAGAGUAGAGGUGACUUUCAACCUUGAUGUUUGAAUUUUGAUCUCACAGGAUAGGGCUCAGUCUCAGUCUAAAGAUGAGUGUGGUCUUACAUCAUGGCUAUUGUACUCAGGUCUCCAUCCAAAAAGUCGUUGUUCUAGAGCUCAAAGUUAUAAGAUCAUGUAUGAAACGACACUGAAUCGUUUUCUAAUUAGUCGCUGUGAUGGUUUCCAGAAGCAGAAGGACUGGAUCAGCUCCAGGGUUCAUCGAAUGCUCAGGCAGGAGACAAAAAGGACUACACACAGGUCCCCUCACCUGAGUCUGCCAGCUUCAACAAGCCUGCAACACCUGCUGCUCUCUCACAGAACAAAGGUGAGGGAACAAAGAAACGUGUUUAGACUCCAGUUAAGAAGACGAGGUUCAUGUCUGAUUCAGCGCCCCAUCACAGAGAGUCCAUUACAUUCUACAGAUGAGGGUUUUCACAAUACCGGGGUUUUGAAUUUCAACACAAUACCAGGAUGAAAUCAAACAGCACUGACACCUUUUACAAUAUAUUUAUACCACAGCUACAAAAGUGGGACUCUUAAACACCCUAAACUGUUAUUUUUAUUUUAUUACUGUAAUGUUAAAAGCUGGUACAGUAAAAGUUAUGAAAAGUCUCCAACAUUUGAUCUACCAUCAGGUAAAAGUAGAAGGCGAUUUUCCCAAAAAAAGAGGUGUGAUGCUGUGAUUUAAGUCUACCUGAUAUAAAGAAGUCAGAUUUCUCUUGUUCAUCUGUGGUGGUUUUUGUGCAUGAAGCCUGAGAGAUCUGUUUGUGUUUGUUUUAAACAAAUGGAGACAUAAUAUUCACCGUCUGUCUGCAGUCACGUCUGGGUCCGCGAUUGAGGAGGCUCAGGAGCUCCCGCUCUGCAGCUGUCGGAUGGAGAUGCCAAAGAGUCGAGAGAUCCUCACACUGGCAGACAGGAAGUGCAUGGCCACCGAGAGCGUGGACGGACAGCUCACCCGCUGCCAGAACGCCAUACUGAAACACGAAAUGAUGCGCCCCUCAAACUCCGUUCAGCUGCUGGUUCUCUGUGAGGACCACCGAAACGGUAUGGUGAAGCACCAGUGCUGCCCCACCUGUGGCUUCUUCUGCAGGGCUGUGAGUAUACCGUCACACAUCUUCAGACCUGAUGAGUAUGUUUACAUGGACUCGAGUGUCCUGGUUUUGAUCAGAUUUAAAGUAUCCCAUUUUUGUGUUUGAGCAUAAACAUUGUUCAGAUUUCUCAGUGUGCAUGGAAAUCCCACAUUCCAAAUCUGAUUAAAACAGAGACACAACUCUUGACUGGAAUAAUCAAUCCUAUGUGAACAUAUUCAGUGUCUUUAUAAGUGAAAAAUGUAGUGUAAACUAUUUUACAUUUGAACCCCUCUGAUAAACUUUGAAUUAACAGAUAGCUUUUGUUAGCAUGAGUUAAAAAAAAAGCCAUAACCGUAUCCAAAAACAGGCAGCAAACAUGGUCAGUAAAAGUUAGUGUUCAGUCUUCAAAGCUAUGGCCAUAGCUCAGGGUGGUGGAUUUAUUUUUUUUAUUUUUAUUUUAUAUUUUUUUCCCAACAUGUGUGUGCAAAACAUGGAAGUAAACUGAAAACAAACAAACAAAACCAAUGAGAAUAUUCAAAACAACAAUUGAAAUAAACAAUAAUAACGAUAAUGUGAACCCAACAUGUCCGGCUCAUUUAAACCUACUCCUUCUCCACUACUCAAUUAACAGUCAGCAUCUCCAACAUUUAUACAUCAUAUUUACAAAAAGAUUGAAAAUAAAUUGAGUAAAUAAACAAGAACAAAAUUUUUCAAACUGGGUUAUGCCUGGACUACUGUCUCGAGGAGGACAAAACAUGGGACCUUACCUCUCAAUUUGAAGUAUUUCCAAGUACCCAUACUGAUGUUAGUGAUGAUGUUUCUUUAACUAGUGCAAUCACACCCUUCAACUCAUGAUCAAAUGGGUGAAUGGAGGCCAUCAUGCUUUGCAGGUCAUGCUCAUGGAGACAUCUGUCCUCUCUGUUGUGCAGGGAACCUUCAUGGAGUGCCAACCUGAUAUCAGCAUCUCUCACCGUUUUCAUCAAGCUUGUGCCUCAGUGCUCAAAGGUCAAAGCUUCUGCCCUCACUGCGGGGAGGAGGCCAGCAAGGCUAAAGAGGUCACCAUCGCAAAGGCUGACACCACUUCAACCGUGCCCUCUACGGUCACACAUGCACCUGCAACACAGGUGGUCCCUGAGGGCCGAGCCGACACCACCACGGGCAGGUAAACUGAACGCUGGUGUCACAAGAGGCACAAAAGCGAAACCAGCGAAUUCUUUGUGGAUUCUUUGUGUAACAUUUCGUCUCCACUCGCAAACACAGUACCAAAGUAACUGAUGAACUGAUGCACCUUUAACAAAAAUCUUCUUUUCAUCUCCUCUCCAGCUCUUCUCGUUCAGCUGCAGGGCCUGAUUUUAGCGGCAGAGCAGACAGCUCACAGUCUAUUCGUUCUCCACAUGGAUUUGACAGCACUGCUAUCCCCGGGUCAUCCAGAACCGCAACCCUGCAGGCCGGGGCUGGAACCGCAGUGUCACCUUCAGUCCAUCAAGGACCUAAAGAGACUUUGGAAAGUCUCCUCGUAGCUCUGGACACUGAAAAGUAAGGAUUGUCAUCUUGAUUUUUUUUCCUGAGAGACCAACAACGAGCAAUCCGUUGAAUGUUUUUCUUUGUGUGUGCUUGUGCUCAGGCCCAAGAAGCUGCGCUUUCACCCCAAACAACUUUACCUCUCAGCCAAACAAGGAGAACUCAAGAGGGUCUUGCUCAUGCUGGGUAUGUUGGUCUCUCCACUCUGUAUUUGUAUUUAUUUUAAACAUCCUUAUAUCCUCGAAUUAAAAGAUUGUUUUCCUUCCUCAUUUUCUUUCAGUGGAUGGUAUCGAUCCUAACUUUAAGAUGGACUCUCAGAAUAAACGCACCCCGCUCCACGCUGCAGCCGAAGGAGGGUUCAAAGAUAUCUGUCACGUGCUCGUACAGGUAAGACUCCUGACUGAUCCUGUCUAAGUCCUGCCUGUCCCGUAGUGAACCUUCAGGCAGCCCCUCCCAGAAUCUGAUCUCAUCUGUCCUGAUGUGUGCCACUUCAGGCUGGUGCGAACUUGGACAUAUGCGAUGAAGAUCAGCGGACGCCUUUGAUGGAGGCCUGUGAGAACAACCACAUGGAGACAGUGAUGUAUCUGCUGAGAGCUGGAGCGAGUGCCUCACACAAGGUGAACCUGCAUCUCCAUAUCUCAAGAGUUUUAUCAGAUCCUUAUCCUUCUUUGUUAUCAUUCAAACAUGUUCAUUAGACAGGUUUCUUUGUUCUUGGCGUCUGGAUUUGAAAGAUGAAUUAUUUUAGGGCAUGCUUGUUUUUCUGUUGACUUUUUCUGGUUGAAAGUUGAGUAAUGAGACUGUCUGCUGCUUUCAGGACGUUGAAGGGUUCACCUGUCUCCACCUAGCGGCAAAGUGUGGUCAUUACGAGAUUGUGGAGCACCUUCUGUCUACGGGGUUGAUCAACAUAAACUGUCAGGUCUGGACAAAUUUACAUUUUUCUUUCGGCAAUUGUAAUCACCCCUGUUAAAGAAAUAUUUACAUAGGUUAUGUAUGUAUGUGUAUUAUUAUUGUUUUAAUCAAAUCCAGUUUUGUACAAGGAGUAAGAUACUUCUGCCUGGCUGUCUUACCUCACACAUGAGCUCUUGUCUCCAUAAGAAGAUCAAAAACAGGCAGCAAAGUGUUAAUAAUGUUCUAGAUGUCAGAGUUCAGUAAUUGGUUCUUGACAUUUUACUAUCAGGCUCAUUAAAGGAACAGCUGAUUGAAUUUCAAGAAGCUGAUAAACUGAAUUUCCUUGUUGGAGCUUAAUGAGCCGAAAUACUGACUGCACAACUUGAUUUUUCAAAACAGUGUUGUCAGACUCGGGUUUAGGUGUCUAACUUAAGUUUGACUCAGCUCAAAGUUCCUGGAACUUGUGACUUCAUGGCUCAUAUUUGCAGUCAGAGUAGAGCAUUGACUAUAUUUGGUCUCAGAAGAUGGAGAGGCGGACUGAGAUUUACUCAGUGAAAAAGUCUCUUGAAAAACUCCAGCUCAUAUAGAAAGCUGCUGCCAGAGUUUUCGAUAAAUGUUCCUCAUGUGCUCCAUACAGGCACCGGAGAGAGAGCUUUCUAUUUUGAUCAAUUUCUCCUUUGACUUCCUUUAGUUGUGAAGCACUUGAGGCUGCACAAAAGGUACUCUACGAAUACAGUUGAGCUGAGUGCAACAUACUCUGUCUACUUUGUCUAACUGAUGUAAAAUAAUUUCCUGGACUGUGAGGGGAAAUGAGCUCCUUUGUUAAAACAUAAACAUACUUUGUGUGUUUUUUUAUACGUACAUCUGCAGUGGUGGGUGGGUCUUGUAAAAGCACUUUUUCCAGCUGUCAGAAUAAUUUUGUCUUAUUAAUAUCAUUCAAUUAAAUUUAGUUUAAAUGUUGAGCUCAUAGGACUAGAUAUUACAAUCCCUUAGAUUGACCAGCACUUGGAAUUGAGUGGGGGGGGGUUUAAGCUUCACUGGGGUCUUCAGGUGGGCACCCCCCUUCACUGGUGUUUCAUUGAUAGGCCCACGACACCUCCAGGGGGCUCAACGGCGACACCUGGCGUCCCAGGUGUGCCCCCCUCUGCUUUUACCCCUAGGUGGUCAUUUUGCAGCCCAGGUGGAGUCCUUUCUCUUGAUCCAGAGCCAUCUGCUGCUUCGUUCGGCAGCCUCUGAUACUGAUUUGAUGGCUCGUCGGAAGGCCUGUCCUCGUACUCCCAGUCUCUUCAGAAGCUUGGUUGUGGAUGUGGCCACGAAGCCUCUACACCCAACCUCCACCGGAAGCACCUGGGCCCUCCAGCCGCGCUUCUCUGCCUCAGCUGCUAUGUCCGCAUACUUCAGUCGUUUGCGCUCAUAUGCUUCACCAACUGCUGCCUCCCACGGUACAGUUAAUUCAAUGAUGAACGCAACCUUCUGGGUGGUUGACCACAAGACCAGGUCCGGCCUGAGGCUAGUUGGAAGGAUCUCAGGCGGAAAGAUCAGUUUUUGGUCUAGGUCAACCUGCAUCCUCCAGUCCCGGGCAGAGUCUAGAAGGGUUGCCUCCACUCUUGCAGAUGGUUUUGCUGGUGGUUGUCCUGCUCUUACAAAUGGGGUGGUGUUUGGGCGUCUAGGCAUUGGGGGAGGGAGGGCAUUGAUGGUUGUUCUCCUUCCUUCCAGAGUGAUCGCCAGUUGUCUUAGGACCUGGUUGUGUCUCCAGGUGUAGCGGCCUUGGGACAGACUGGUUUUACAGCCGGUGAGGAUGUGACUCAGUGUUGCAGGUGUUUGACAGAGUGCACAAGAAGGAUCUUCUCCAAACCAUUGGUUUAGGUUUUUGGGUGUGGGAAGAACAUCAUAGGUGGCUCUGAUGAUGAAGCUGAUUUGGCUUCCUUCCAUUUCCCAAAGAUCCUUCCAUGUGAGCUUACGAUGCUCCAGGUUUUCCCAGCUGGUCCACUGUCCCUGUUUGGACUGUGCUACUGCUGUCGCGCAUCUGUUUGCCUCCUCUUGUUGCCGAACCUGAGCAACCACCAGCUUUCUCCUCUGGGUUGAUGUUGCUUUGUGCCAUGUGGGUCGACUUGUUCCGAGUCCAAACCCGCCUCUUCCAUGCUGCACCUGUCCCACAAUGUCUCCAUGCCUGAGAGCAGAUUUGGCUUGCUGUACCGCCUCAGAUGGGUUCCAUUUCCUCCCAGUUGCCAGUCUGGGAGCAGCUGCACGGAUCACCUCAUCUUGCGACUCAGUCAGGGUCAUGUUCAGCCUCACCUUGGUGCACUUAAACUCCUCUGUGAGGCUAGAGAUGGGCAGUUCCAGGGCACCAUGUCCAUACAAGCCGAUGUUGCUGAGGCAACGCGGGAGGCCAAGCCACUUCUUGAUGUAUGAGCUCACUGUUCUUUCCAGCUUCUCGACUUUGGUCAUGGGGAUCUCAUAGACUGUUAGAGGCCACAUCAGGCGGGGGAGCAGUCCAAACUGCAGGCACCACAGUUUCAACUUGCCAGGAAGCAAGGUCUUGUCUAUGCUGACAAGGCCUUUGAUGGUUUCUUCCCUCAGCUGAUCACUCUGGUCCGAGUCUUUGAGAUGUGCGUUGUAUAGUCGCCCUAGGCUCUUGACUGGCAGUUCAGACACCAAUGGGAUGGGUGUGUCCUUGAUGUGGAACCUUUGGUCUGUGAGUUUCCCCCUGACGAUAGAUAGGAUGUGUGUUUUUUUAUACGUACAUCUGCAGUGGUGGGUGGGUCUUGUAAAAGCACUUUUUCCAGCUGUCAGAAUAAUUUUGUCUUAUUAAUAUCAUUCAAUUAAAUUUAGUUUAAAUGAACUUUAUUGGUAUAGAAAAAUAUAGCCAAACAUAAUUAUUAUGACAUUUUCUUUCUUUCUUCCUUUCUUUCCUUUCUUUUCUUUCUUUUUCUUUCUUUUUAUUCAUUCACAAUUGGACAAUAUUAUGGCAAAUCACAACAUAUAGCCAAAUGUAAUUGUUAUUACAUUUUCUUUCUUUCUUUCUUUCUGUCUGUCUGUCUGUCUGUCUUUUUCUUUUUAUUCAUUCCAACCAAGGCAAUUUCACAAUUGGACAAUAUCAUGGCAAAUCACAACAUAUAGCCAAACGUAAUUAUUACAACAUUUUCUUUUUUUCUUUUCUUCUCUCUUUCUUUUUUAUUUCUGUUUUACUUUCUUACUUUCUUUCUUUCUUUUUAUCCUAACCAAGGUAAUUUCUCAAAUUGACAAUAUCAUGGCAAAUUACAACAUUUCUUAUUCAUUGGUUGGAAGGGAGCAGGAAGAAGAUACAUCUUGUAUUGUGUGCCCCUCACUCAGUGUCUAAUUACUCUAAUAAUCUGUCACUGAGCAACAUUCUUACCACAUUACAAAACAACGACAAAUCAAACAGAAACAGAGUUUUAAGUUGACUUAGCAGCCAUUGAGCAGUAUGCAAUAAUCAAUGAAGUAUAUAUUUGAUUGAUACAACAUAUAAAUUGGUUACUAUAUUGUCAUUCACGACUAAAACACCAGGGGCUGACCAAAGAUCUCCAACUGGACUGAACAACCAAACAGACACUUAUGUGUUUCAGGAGUAGCUUCCUCUGAGCAGCAGUGUUUUGCCAUCUGCCCUUAAAUGUAAUUUGAGAGAAGUAAAUUAGAUGUAGACAUCUGGGGAAUAUAAACAGAGAAGACUGCAGAGCCUCUGAUGUGUCCUUCUUGGAUUGUCUGACCUUGGUGCAGCCAUUAGAAGACAAUGUAAUGACAAACUCUUUAGGGAAACUCAGUGUGUUGGUAACAUAAAAAAAAUCUUUUAGAGUGAUUGUGAAAAUCUUCUAUAUGUUGUUAUUCUUAAAAGCUUUGGCUGAAUUGUCUUUUUUUCCCUCACAGGAUGAUGGAGGUUGGACAGCAAUGAUCUGGGCAACAGAGUACAAACACGUGGACCAGGUGAAGCUGCUUCUGUCCAAAGGGGCUGACAUCAGUGUCAGGGACAAGGUAUCCUGGAGACUCCUCCUCCUCUUCAUUGGAUUUCCCUCAUCUUAUCAUCUCUCUAUCACCCAUUUUACAUGAUCAAGGAUCAAAUACAAUGCAGCAAUCGUUUUUUGUGGUUUUGCCGUCUAGGAGGAGAACAUUUGCCUCCACUGGGCAGCCUUUUCUGGCAGUGUUGAUAUUGCAGAGCUGCUUCUGAAUGCCCACUGUGACCUACAGGCUGUGAACAUCCAUGGAGACUCACCUCUGCACAUCGCUGCUCGGGAAAAUCGUUUAGAUUGUGUUACGUGAGUGACAACUUUAAAGGGACAAACAUUCAAGAGUCGAACUUUCUUUCUGAGUUGUCCUAAAAAAAUUAGCCUGAUUUGAUGAAGUAACUUAGGAGAGUUUUUAGAAGUGGCUUGUUGUUGUUGACGAUCAGUAUCUCCUCAGGCUUUUCCUGACUCGAGGAGCAGAUGUCUUUCUAAAGAACCGGGAGGGAGAGACCCCUCCAGACUGCUGCAGCCACAACUCAAAGGCUUGGGCGGCUCUGCAGGCCAACAGGAGGGAGAGAGACAAGAACAGCAGGCAUGCACGAGUAGAGCAAAAAAUCCUUCACAGGUACAUCAUAUAUCACUCUUUCUGUCUCACUUACAGGGACUAAACUGGAGAAAAAGUAAGGUCAAGAGAAGAAGGAGUUACACUGGGGUUGGCAUGUCACAGUGGAUGAAUUCGGAGCAAAAAAAGCAAUCCGAUUUGAUCCCGGCAGCUGUUUGUUCCAGUGCCUCUGCGACAGAUUUUUCAGAUUUUGACAGCCUCAAACCAAAGUCUUCUCCUUUCACAGUGACAUCGCUCUCGGGCAGGAAAGAGUCCCCAUUCCCUGCGUCAACUCUGUCGACAGUGAGCCUUAUCCAGACAGCUACAAAUACAUCUCUGAAAACUGUGUCACCUCCCCGAUGAACAUCGACAGGAACAUAACACACUUACAGGUGAGUUAGAAACCAUUUCAUUUGGUAUUCCCAAGGAACUGUUUUUUUUCCCCCUCUGUUCUUGGCAGUAUGAAGUGACUGUAAAUUUGUUCUUUUUAUUUAACAGUACUGUGUUUGUAAAGAGGAUUGUUCGACAAGCAUCUGCAUGUGUGGACAACUCAGUCUGCGCUGCUGGUAUGACAAGGUAAAGAGAUUUCUAAGUAGAUCAUCUUUUUUUAUCUGACAUACUCUGAAGCCUGAUUCAUACUUCUGCAUCAAAUCUGCACUGUAAGUUCCCUUUGUCGCGUAUCUACCCACAAACAAAUGUAGCCUGUUAACUGUACUUAAGUGUGGGUUUCUCCUGGUUCUGUAGAGCGGCCGUCUCCUGCCUGAAUUUGGCCACGAGGAGCCUCCUCUGAUCUUUGAGUGCAACCACGCAUGCUCCUGCUGGAGGACCUGUAGGAACAGAGUGGUUCAGAACGGGCUCAGGUGAUUAAAACUUCAUCUCUCUGUGUAUCCCAAUAUAUCCAGCAUGUCCAAAUAUCUUGAGAAGACAACUGCUGGAAUGAAAGAGCAUCUCUCCUGCAAUACAGACCUCUAUCGAAGAUUGAACUCUUUUCAUCUGAUUUACUAACACUGUGGUUAGAAGGAGCCUUAUAAAAAUGUGCACUAAAACACCUCUCUCCUUGUCGCACUGUGUGAGGAAGCACUUUUCAAACAUCUCAUAGAUGAGUCUUGUGUAGUCAGGGCUGUGAGCUGACAUGUACGGCCUUUUUCGGUCAAAUUUGUAAAUGUUUAGGAUAAAAAUAUCUGCUUUAAAUAAGAAAAGUGAGAGAAACAAAACUGGAACUUGGUGCUGUUUUCAAUCCUGCAGGACCAGGCUUCAGCUCUUCAGGACCAGUAAGAAGGGCUGGGGUGUUCGUGCACUGCAGGACAUACCACAGGGGACCUUUGUGUGCGAGUAAGUCUCAUUCAAGAAUUAUCCACCACUGCAGGUGGACUUUAUUUUGUUCCCUAAGCCUUCGUUUGAUUGUUGGUAGAUACAUCCUGCUACAGCUUGCAUUCUGUCUUAUCUUUCGAGUUCAAAGUUUGGCCUCUGACCACAAAGAGCCUGUUUUGUCACCCUAACCUGCACUCCUCACAUAUGUUGUGUGUCUGUAUCUCUUUCCAGAUGGUAGCAGGAGAGAGACAUAGUUUUCACUUGUGCAAAUGAUGUAACUAAUGUGCAAAUCAUUUCCUCGCUAAUUUGAUUAUGAUGGCAUUUAAGUUUUUGCGUGGUAUCGUAAUCAACCAAUCUUUAUUUACAUAUCACCGAUUCAUGACAGUUAUCUUAAGACGCUUUAGAAAAAAAGGUACAGAGCACAGUUUUUGUUUUGUUUUUUUGAAGAAAAAAACAACAGCAAGAUAAGACCAGUCUCAUGAAGAAAUGUAACGCCCACUCCUAUCUCAUCUUAAUCCUCUGAGUGAAAACCCUUUGCAGCUUUUAGCGAAUUCCAGUGGAAGGGAAGACAGAAACCUCAAGCAGACCCAGACUUUUGUUACACGGUAAUCUGCUGAGACUGUGUUAAGAUUGGAAAGAUGGUGGAGAGAGAUCAAGAGAGAGAUGGAUAGAGACAGUCGUCAGUUGUUGGCAGUUGCUGCCUGACUUGAGAGGGCUCAGUAGAUGAAUGUAUUAAAUAAAACUUUGGGGUGAAAUAUCUUAAAAGUUUAAGAAAUACAUCAAAAGAAUGUGAAUUCUUUGAAGCGCAGUAUCUCAGAACUGCAGUCCCCUCAAAUGAAACCUUUUAAAUCCACCAUCAUGAAAUCUUGACACGUUUUAAACAGCGUGAGUAAAAAAUGUCUCACUAAAGUCUGCAGCUGCUGACGGGUCACCUUCUCCUGAACAGGUAUGUUGGGGAGAUCAUCUCUGAAGCAGAGGCAGAGAUGCGGCAGAAUGAUGCUUACCUGUUCAGCCUGGAUGAUAAGGUAAAGCUGGGAAAUCAAGCUUUUUGUAAAAAAGAAAAAAAAAAACAUGAACUGAAUUUUUUGGAGAUGUGAGAGAGGAAAAAAUCCUUUAAUACCUCAACUUUUGAUUCCUUUCAGUCCAACACUCUCCUCUCUGCUGUGCUCUUACUGCUUAUUUUUCUCUUUGACUCUUUCAUUUAUCUUGUCUCUCAGCCACAGGAUCAAUACUGCAUAGAUGCCCGUUUCUAUGGAAACAUCAGCCGCUUUCUCAAUCACAUGUGCGAGCCCAACUUGUUCGCCUGUCGAGUGUUCACGACUCACCAGGACCUCCGUUUCCCACACAUUGCCUUCUUUGCCAGUGAAAACAUCACGGCUGGAGAGGAGCUCGGGUAAGGAAUUAUUUAAAGGCGAUUUAGUCAUCAUGCUGUCUUUCUGGUUGAUCACGACAGAUGCUGCAGUUUUGGCUCGCAUGGAAAAAUGAAUGAUUCAUUUCUCUUUCCUGACUGGCAUGUCCCAGUCUGAUUCAUGUGAUUGUUCAGCUUUAUUUUACACACAUGAAGUGGCCGAUGUGACAUGCAACGUGACUGAAGUAACGUCAUGAAAUAUAAUUUGUGUGAACGAUUUGAACACCUGAACUCUUGCUUGACUCUAGAUCAAAAUAUUAAAGGGAUAUUCUGGCAUAAUAUUAAUUUAGGGUCAAGCACACCGUAACACAGAGUUAGACACCCCCUCAAGAGAUGAAUGUUGUUGACUGCUCGCUUCUUUAGUUAUGCCAACUUUGGUAACAACCGCAGGAUAGCAAUACACAGCUGUCUAUGGAAACACACAAACCUCAACCAAAACGCCACUCUAUAGCCACAAAUAAUGCUGAGAACAGCACCUAAUUUCAUUAACAGUACAUACAGGGUCCCAGCCAUAGUGCUAGCCACCAAACAUCUUUUAGCUUUGCCUGUUUUCUUUAGCAAAGAGACCAGACACAACUCACCUACUCUCUUCCAGCAGCCUCUUGUUUGUACUGAGACCUCAGGCCAGUCCAUUACCGCAGCGGGGUGACGCAGCUCCAGGAAGAACAUUUAUGAUAAUUUCUUAAUCAUUUCCUUGAAGUAAUAAUCACCAUAUUAAUCAUUUUGCACUGCAGACGCGGUAGUUCUUCUGCCUUAGUGUCUCGGUCUGAUUGCAUUUCCAUGAAGAAAUGAUCAUAAAUGUUCUUCCUUGAGCUGCAUCACCCUGCAGCAGUCUGUAAUAGACUGACUCAAGGUCUCUGUACAAACAAGCAGCUGCUGGAAGAGAGGGGGUGAGCUGUUUAGUCUCUUUGCUAAAGAAAUGAGGCAAAGUUAAAAAGAUGUUUAGUGGCUAGUGCUGUGGCUGGGACCCUAUAUGUACUGUUGAUGAAGUUAGGUGCUGUUCUGAGCAUUAUUUAUGGCUAUAGAGUGGCGUUUUGGUUGUGGUUUGUUUGUGGCUCCUCAGACUGCUGUGUAUUGCUAUCCUGUGGUCGUUACUGAAGUUGGUAUAACUAGAGAAGCAAGUGGUCGGCAACAUUCAUCUCUCUCGGGGGUGUCUAACUAGUUGUUAAAGUGUGUUUGACCCUAAUUUAAUUUUACGCCGGAAUAUCCCUUUAAUUAUGAUUUGUAGGGUUCCUCUUUCUUUCCAGAAAGGUGGCAGCCACUGAAAGUAACUUUGUGUCGACAAAAAUUACUUCUUCCAAAUUAUAUCUUUUAAAUAACAGUUUUAGUCUGAAAUCAUUCACUUUGUCUUCUUCCCCUCUUCAGGUUUAACUAUGGGGACCACUUCUGGGAAGUCAAAAGCAAGCUGUUCAGCUGCGAAUGCGGCUCCUCCAAGUGCAAGUUCUCGUCGGCAGCCAUGGCGUCGCUGCAGGCGGACAGCACACCGGAGAACCAGCAGCAGCCCAGUGCGUCACCGGACACCAGCUCUUCCAACGGCCCCUCCAGUCCUUCGUAAAAGCCUGACACUAAGCGUCGCUGCAUGUACACAGGACUGACAGACACACAGAGGCGCCCGUCUCCAUCCUCCUUCGACUUUUAUCAGAGAACUUGUACUGUAUCUCCACUUCUGAUAAAAAAAACAACGGACCAGUGACCUUUGUGAAAACCCGUUUAAACGCUGCCACACUGAACCAGAUGCACAAUCAAAUCCUGAAAAACAAACUGCUCCUUUAUUCCACCAGGUGUGAUAUGAACAGCAGGGGGCAGCAUUAUCACGCACAGUAAGUCGGAGGGACAGUCACAUCUAGUAUUUACAUUUCAUACAGAACUUUACAGGGGAGGAGAACAGGGCAUUUUGUUGUCUUUUUUUAGAUACCUGGAUGACGUGUUUAAUGGCUUUUCCUACGGUGUCAUGAUCAACUUAAUCAGCUGAUUGAGGACAAAAGUCAUGUUGUCUUUUGCGAAGGCAACCUCAGCUCACAGCUGUGUUAAAUUUGUUUGACCUUUGUGGUUAUUCACCAUGAACCAUUCCAACAAAAUUAGCUGAUGAAUAUUGACUUAUUUUGCCACUUUUUGUGUAAAUCCAUUUUUGCGGCAGAGUUUAAACAGAUGUGUCCAACCUUUGCCUCCAUAGUCAAGUAUGAAUUGAUGGAAUAAUUAUGUGAUGACAAAAAAGUGGAUUUCUAUUCAUUUACAGCUCAAGUGAGAACAGAUUGCCCGUUAGAAAGAUGCUGUACCAUUCCUCAAGAAUGAGGUGAUUCUCGUCUGAAUAGAUUGGCAGACUUUUUUUAUUUUAGCAUGUUUAAGGGGAUUUUAAUGUGUCAGGUAUUUUGCCACACUUGCUACGAAUUAAUUACGGUGAAAUGGCGUUACAAAAUUUCCAUGAAAAUGGUGCUGAAAAGGGUUUUUACUUUUGUUUUCAUUUUUAUUACAAAAGUGAACAUAGUUUGUAAAAUAUAAAUAAACAUUUUAAGUUUUUUAUGUUUAAUUUUAACUUGUUUUCUAAUUGUAGUUACUGUACUUAGGCUGUUUUUAAUUUUGUUUCAUGAUUUUGCCGACAGAAGCCAACUUGUCUUUUUAAAUGUUGUAAGUAAAGCAGUGACUGUUGUGCAAAGUCUUGAAAGAUAUCAUUGAAAAAAAGGUUAAAAAUGCACUUCCAUAACUUUCUGUUACAUAUUUCUUGACCGUGAACCAUCCAUCUAAUUGGUUGUAUCUUUUUCAAUAAAUUUACUACUAAUGCAUUUUUUUCUGACA
Molecule: messenger RNA, 29484 nt
Organism: Xyrichtys novacula (pearly razorfish)
Lineage: Eukaryota; Metazoa; Chordata; Actinopteri; Labriformes; Labridae
Source: the annotation of a GenBank genome assembly